Molecule: messenger RNA, 1997 nt
Organism: Cylicocyclus nassatus
Lineage: Eukaryota; Metazoa; Nematoda; Chromadorea; Rhabditida; Strongylidae
Source: the annotation of a GenBank genome assembly
CGAUCCUGUGUCAAUAUACAGUGGAAACAAAAUCAAAAUAGUAUAAUGCUUACUCAGUAUUUACUUAUGCCAAGUCUCAACAUGCUGAUAGAGACUUUUUCCUUACAGAACAUUACAGCUUCACUUCAUACGCUCACAAAAGGGCUCGACUUUUCUAUGACUCGAUAUGGUUGCCAACAGUGCACUGGCGGAUCAGCUGAAGCAACUCUUCGAGCGCUGCUCAACAAUGGAAGAACUGCCGCAUUCUUUUGAUGAUACCCUCAUUGAUCAUUUGAUCGAGAAAAUUGAUCUCACUGAUACACGCCUUGUUGACUUCAUAAAAUCAAGCUUCUCUACGACAAAUUUUGAAUCCGCUGCUUCGGUUGUUGUGUCUCUUUUGCUUCGUCUGUACACGAAACACUGCAAAACUCUAGCUGGCGAUAGCGAUGCAUCUGUGCGAGAUCAGCUGGCACGUACCGAAGUACUACUUGAUCAAGACCGACCUGCAAGAGUAAUUUCCGAUCUCUUCACGCUCUAUAUCACAUGUUAUCAUUCUAGAGAUCAAGGCGAAUGGGAUAAUGUAGUAUUUUGGGCGGUGACACAGUUAUCCAAUGAAAAGCUCAGCAUAUUUGUGCGAAGACUGAUUGAAGACUUUCUUUGCCUCAUAGAAGAUGCAGAUAUCGUACAGUUGUUCUUGGCAAGUGUUGCCGAGUUGUUCUGCUGCACGGACUCUGCUUUUAUAAUGAAUGGAACAGCCCGGAUACUGUUGAAGUUCGCCGACCAGCUGAGCUCUGCACAAAUUGGUCUGAUAAUUGAGGCGGUGCAGACGGGUGAUCUAUUGGGAGAUACGGUCUAUCAGCUUGCUGCAAAGCUGAGGCCUGAAAUGGGACUAUUAGAUGAUCUCUCACUAUCCAAAUGGCGUAAUGAAACUGCCAGAUGCCAGACAAUUAUGAAAUUGAUUCUCCAGCCACCACGACGACGUGAUGUCAGUGAUUUGAUUGCGGCUGUUCUGCUGUCACCGUGUGUGAAAUUAGGCUCGUUUGUAGAUGUGAUUGAAUUCCUAAGUGACAAGGAACUCAAAGAAUACCUUACGAGUAUGUGUCGUAUUCUUACGGAUCGUCGUCGAGCUCCUCUUUCUGAUCUUCAACGAAUGAUGUCAAAACUUCCUGGUCGCUUAGACUUGCCCGAAGUAGCGAUUGUGCUAGAAAGUUGCUUCGAGAGACUACUGGACUCUCCAUGUCUACUUGAAGAACUGUGCAAGGGAUAUGGUAAUGAUUGUUUAGCUUCUCCAUCGUUGGCAAGUAUACACGAUAAGCUCGCUGUUGAAAUCACAAAAGCUGUGUCACAUUCGGACUGGGAAGUUCGUGACACAGUGGUUGAGAUUGCAGCAGCUGUACCUUGCUUUCGCCCUAUGUUGGGACCGCUAACUCCUUUGGUUAAAUUCGAUCCAUCACCUUAUGUUAGAGCUGCUGCCCUCAGAUGUCUGAUUCUCGAUUCCCAAUACCAUCAAGAUGAAUUACCUCAGCUUUGUGAAAGUGUUGUGUUGCUGGACGCAGAUGCAGAGCCUAGGCUUGUAGCUAUUCGUUACUUGCAAGGUACACUUGCAACGAACAUUCGUCACGUUUUCCGCAUUCUCCCAAAGGCUAUCGAGGACACAGACGAUGAAAUAAGGCGCAUUAUGAUCGACAUGUGUCCAAGCUUACUUGUUGUCGAAGAAUACGCUGCAGACACUGCAAAGGAACUACAGGAAUGGACUGAGGAUGCAGAGAUUGGAGCAGCUGUUCGUGAGGUACUGGGUGAGGUAACAGCUGAACGGCCCGAUCCAGUCGAACAUAUUCUCGCAGACAUGAUGAAUGCAUUGCGUGUGACCAUCGAUGAUACUAUUGACUGCUAUUAAAUGGUAUGAUCUCCACUGCGUUUCGCACUUCACCGCAAACGGUUAACGCCAGAAUCUUCAAAGUGUUCGCACUCUAUCAUAAUACAUGAAGUGUACAUUGACGACCAUUUUUCAAUGAACC